This is a messenger RNA of Prosopis cineraria, 1140 nucleotides long. RefSeq names its product aspartic proteinase CDR1-like. Gene Ontology annotation, cellular component: extracellular region. The record is from RefSeq and is a predicted model, not a curated record. Bases 1 to 1140 code for a protein of 379 amino acids. The transcript is spliced from 2 exons. Lineage: Eukaryota; Viridiplantae; Streptophyta; Magnoliopsida; Fabales; Fabaceae.
AUGAACCGUGCGACUUAUUUCUUUCCUGAAGUAGCAAAAGCUCUCUAUGGUGAUCCUAUAUCUGAACUAGAAUAUGCUAGCACAGAAUAUAUCAUGGCCUAUUCCUUAGGCACAUACCCAAGUCACCAAACUUAUAGCAUUGUUGACACCGGUAGUGACCUUAUUUGGUUACAAUGUCACCCUUGCUAUGAAUGUUACGCAUUGAAAUAUCCUAUAAUAGAUGUAUCUUCUUCCCUAACUUACAGAAAUUAUUAUUGCAAUUCUGAUCAAUGCAAACUAGCAAAAGCCUCGGUAAGCAACACAUAUUGUGACGUUGUUUUCAACUGCCAAUUCCGUAUAUCGUAUUUGGAUGGAUCAAUUACGGAGGGAACGAUCGCACACGACACACUCACGCUUGCUUCUACAAGAGGUGGCAAAGUGGCAUUUCCUAAGACCUUGUUUGGUUGUGUUCAUAAAACUGUUGGUCACUUUGUUCCUGAGAGUUCUGGAGUUGUGGGUAUGGGACGUGGUCCAAUCUCGUUGAUCUCACAAAUGGGUUCUUUGAUUCAAGGCAAAUUCUCGUACUGCUUGACUCCAAUGUUUUCUGAGAAAACAAGUAAAUUGCAUUUUGGCCAAAGCGCUGUCGUUUCUGGUCCUGGGACUGUCUCUACUCCACUUGGGACAAAAGACAAUUUUUAUCGGGUUACGUUGGAGGCAAUUAGCGUGGGAGACAAAAGAAUACAGUUUAAUUUAGAUGGUUUGCCAAAUGAUGAGGGCAACACGGUAAUUGACUCUGGGACAAGAUUGACAAUUCUGCCUGAAGAUUUGUACUUUGAGGUGGAAUCAGAAGUAAAAGUGAAUAUUAAAGCUGAUCGAACUGGUGACUCAGGAAUAAACCAAGCUUUUAAGCUUUGUUAUGUAUCAGAAAGUAUUGAAACCCUUGGAGCUCCUAUUAUUACUCUUCAUUUCAGAGAUGCAAAUGUCAAGUUAAAUCCAAUCAACACCUUCGUUGUAUUUACUUCAAACGUGAUAUGCUUUGGUGUUCGUCCCUUGCGAAGAAUAUCAAUGAUGGGGAACAUGGCUCAAGUGAACUUUAUGGUUGGGUUUGACCUUCAUAAUAAUAUUGUUUCCUUUAAGCCAACAGAUUGCACCAUGCUCUAA